CGCCACGCCCGCGCACAGUGUUCCGAGCCGGCCGGCCGGUCGCCGACAGAACAGCACAGCUCACGCCUGCCAGUGCCGCGUGCCUCGUAGCGCCUUCAUGUCGCCAGUGCAGCGCCUCGACUGCUGACCGCCGCCCGCCUUCAGACACCCGCCCGGCCUGCCGCACGCUUCCUUCCUCCUACAGUCAUCGACAUAAACACAAGAUGCUGCAGCAGAUCCUGAAGGAGAUGUGGGUGGACCCCGAGCUGCUGGCGGAGCUGGACGACAACCAGAAGCAGACGCUGUUCUGCCGCAUGCGCGAGGAGCAGGUGCGCCGCUGGAAGCUGUGGGACAGCCAGGCGCCCGUGCCCGAGCGGCCGCCCAGGCCGGCAGAACCAAACAAGAAGAAGGUUGAUUUUCUGCUGGGAUCAGAUGGGGAGCCCUGGGUGUGGGUUAUGGGGGAACAUCCAGAUGACCCAUCGAUAGAAGAGAUCCUUGAGCGUGAAGCAAGGGAAAAGGCAAGGCAACAAGCUGAAAAAGAAGCUGAACAGCUCAGAAAGUCAAUGGAAGCAGAAUUGACUGAGCUACUGGACUUAAACCAGAAACAGAUACAGGCUAUGGAGGCCCUUCAGCGCAAAGAGGCAGAUCCAAUGGAUAUAUACUGCUCAGUAGAUGAAAUCAGAGACAGAAUAAAACAGCAGUUUCCUAAUAAUAACACGAAGAAUAAUAUUAACAGCACUAUAGAGAUCAGCUUUGCUGAUAAACGUGAUGCUUUGCAAGAAAUAUCUCUCAAUACUCCAAAGAAGGUAUCUCAACGUGUUGCACUCUGGGAGAAACGUGUGAUGGAAGAAAGGACAUCUGAAAUAUUCAGACGGAUUCAACGUAAACAAAAAGAAGUUGCUAAAGAAGCUGAGGAGGAAGAGCAUAAGAAAGAACAGCUAUGGAGGGAGCAAGAACGUAAAGCAAAAGAAGCUGAAAUGCAGAUACGUGAAAUAGCACGGCGUGCUCGAGAAGAACAUCGCAGAACUUCAGUACUGGAUAUGGAUGUUGAUAUUCAGGCCAAUUCAACCAAAAAUACACUCUCUGUGGAAACUAGCAGCAGUCAAAAUAGCCAGUCAGCUGUCAACACAACUAAUAGCACAACAACUGCAAAGCCAGAAAGUAAAGAAGCUGUGGUGGAAUGGUUCCGCUCUAGUGAAAUAGCACGAAGAGCAGGCUUAGAGCCUACAUCUAAUCAAAUAUCUCCUUGGUUCCAUGGACUCAUAACACGCCAAGAAGCUGAGGCACUUUUGCAGGACCAGUCAGUGGGGACAUUCUUAGUAAGAGUGUCUGAACGUAUAUGGGGCUAUGCUAUCAGUUAUAAGGAUACAGAUCGAUGUAAGCAUUAUCUGGUUGAUGCUUCCAACGGACAUUAUCAGUUUUUAGGAGCUAAUCAGCUCAGUCACAACACACUGCGUGAUAUGAUACAGUACCAUGCAGAAAAUCCUAUCACUAUGAUGGGAGGUGAGAGAUUACUAUCUCCAUGCCCACGAAAUGAGGUACCUAGUAUUUUCAAAGGACUGCUUCAAAACAGCUGGUGAUUUUCCUCAGAAACAUAAGUGGAAAUGCCUAAGCCAGAAGUAAUUGCUUAUCAUUAGCAAUAGCUAAGACUGAACAUUUACCCACAGUUAACUCAUUUCUAGUUCUGAACUAGAAAAAAUAGAGGUAGUGAAGCAGUGAUGUGUUUUUUCAGUGUAAGCACAGGAAAAAGUUUGGCUAAUAUUCAAAACAAACUUCCUUGUGUAGUACCAGUGAAUGUAAUCUGUUAAUAUAAGACCUGUACAGUGGAUAGUGAUUGACUCUUGGUAUUUAUAAACAAAGAGAUUGUGUGUGUUAAAUGUUUGUGUUGUAAUGUGCUGUCAUUCUGUAGUAUGAAAUAUUUCAACAUCCACCCUCACUUUUUAUCCAUUAACACUGUUGUAUUCCUGUGUGGUUGACACAGAGGAAGGUGACAGUAUCACAGUGCCAUGACUCAUUUACUUGCUAUUAAUGUAAAUGGAGGUAGUCCAGGUUAUGCAGAGGGCACUGUCUUGUGCUGUAAGGUUGUACAGUUUGUAAUGUACAUUUAUCAGAAGGAACAUAAUUAUGUUUCCUCAUAGAACUAUCAGAUGUAUUAAGCAGUGAGAUAGCAGUGUAUUAUGUCAGUUUUUCAAUAAUAUAAUUAGUCUGGUUGCUUUCAGCCCUACAUUAAAAAAGAAGAAAAUAAAUUUUAUAUUGGUG
Messenger RNA from Schistocerca serialis cubense, 2238 nucleotides. Its product is annotated as SH2 domain-containing protein 4B-like. Gene Ontology annotation, cellular component: cytoplasm. The record is from RefSeq and is a predicted model, not a curated record. NCBI's taxonomy places the organism in Eukaryota, Metazoa, Arthropoda, Insecta, Orthoptera, Acrididae. The transcript is spliced from 9 exons. Bases 204 to 1559 code for a protein of 451 amino acids.